Molecule: messenger RNA, 949 nt
Organism: Nycticebus coucang (slow loris)
Lineage: Eukaryota; Metazoa; Chordata; Mammalia; Primates; Lorisidae
Gene: TLCD5
Product: TLC domain containing 5
Exons: 3
Coding region: 113-850 (245 amino acids)
Cellular component (GO): membrane
Source: RefSeq, a predicted model, not a curated record
CGCGGCCGGCAGUGGCAGGCACGCCCGCGCGGAGGUGCCAUCGCCCGCCCUGCGCCACGCCCGAGUCUGCCGCUCGCCGCCAGCCACGCCCGCUCCCAGGCCAGGAGCCAGGAUGGCACUAGCUCUGUGUCUGCAGGUGCUGUGCAGCCUGUGUGGCUGGCUUUCGCUCUAUAUUUCUUUCUGCCGCCUGAAUAAGCAUCGAAGCUAUGAGUGGAGCUGCCGCCUGGUUACUUUCACCCAUGGAGUGCUCUCUAUAGGCCUCUCGGCUUACAUUGGCUUCAUUGAUGGCCCAUGGCCUUUUACCCACCCAGGCUCACCUAACACACCCCUCCAAGUUCAUGUUCUGUGUCUCACCUUGGGCUACUUCAUCUUCGACUUGGGAUGGUGCAUCUACUUCCAGUCCGAGGGGGCCCUGAUGCUGGCUCACCACACGCUGAGUAUCUUAGGCAUUAUCAUGGCACUGGUGCUUGGGGAGUCAGGCACAGAAGUCAAUGCAGUCCUCUUUGGAAGUGAGAUUACCAACCCCUUGCUACAGAUGCGCUGGUUUCUCCGUGAAACAGGCCACUAUCACAGUUUCACUGGAGAUGUAGUAGACUUCCUCUUUGUGGCUCUGUUCACUGGAGUGAGGAUUGGUGUGGGAGCUCGCCUCCUUUUCUGUGAAAUGAUCUCACCCACACCCAAGUGGUUUGUGAAGGUUGGCGGAAUAGCCAUGUAUGCGGUGUCUUGGUGUUUUAUGUUUAACAUCUGGCGCUUUGCAUGGAAGAAAAGCAUUAAGAAAUACCAUGCUUGGAGAAGAAGGCGGAGUGAGGAACGGCAGCUAAAACAUAAUGGACAUCUCAAGACUCACUAGCUAAGACUUGCUUCAGACAAUGGACUGGGUUAAGUCAGCUGUGGGAACCAGGUUGGAAAUUAAACUUAAGACAAACUUAGGUUUCAACAAAGGGCUAAA